AGACAAUACAAUACAAUACAAUACUGUUAUCAGGUUGAAGCUCCGCAAGCUACUGUAACUCCAGCGAUGGGUGUAGUCUGAUGAGAACAAAGAAAUGGAUAUGGAAACAUUGUUGACACCAGAACCUCCACCCCACCACCAACUUCUUUACCGCAAUGCAACAAGUGCCUACAAAAAUGGAUGCUUAUGUUCUGAAGGGCAGUGUUCUCAUUGCCCACGUUUUGGAAGUGAUGAAGGUUGUCAAAACAUAUUUCUCUUGCAACUCUCUACUGGGCUAAAUGAGGUAGACGAGAGACAAUUUCAAGACAAUGUCAUUGCAACAGAAUUUAAAUGUGGUGCAGAUAAAUGUGGAUAUCUGAUUAUUUUUGGAUUGGCUUCAUUUUACAAAGAGAAACUAGAAGCAAAGGCUUGUGGCAGUGAUAUUUCAUUUGUAGUCUUCUUUGAUAACAGUUUAAAUAAUGUUCUGCAUAAAAGUUAAAUGGAUUUCAUUGUCUGGUUCUGGGAUAGUGAUUUACAUGGGUCAGUUUGGGAGAACUGAGUCUUUUGGUACUUUAAGAGUCUGGAGCCUUACAUCACACUUCAAAGAAGAAAUCUCAAUAUUGGCCAAUUGACAGACUCCUGCAAAUCAGAAUGGAUGGGCAAUGUACCAUAUUUAGAUUUCUCAAAGACGUGAAAGAAAAUAGAAAGAAAAUGAGCAAUCCAUAACUUAUUGAUAUUGGAUCUUGCGGAGAACAUGGUCCACGGGGCACUUAAACUGGAGAGCAAAGCCGAGAGCCUUACAUCACACUUCAAAGAAGAUAUUUCAAAAUUAGCAAUCUGACAGCCUCCAGAAAAGCAGAAUGGAUGGAGCAUAUGUCAUUUUUAGAUUUCUAAACCACAUGAAAGAAGAUAUAAAGAAAAUGAGCCAUCUACAACUUAUUGAUAUUGGAUCCUGCGGAGCACAGGAUGCAGGGUGCCCUUAAAACUGGAGCAAACCUGGGAGCCGUUCAUCAUACUUUAAAGAAGAAAUUUCAAUAUUGGCCAAUUGACCGACUCCUGCAAAUCAGAAUGGAUGGGCCAUGUGUCAUAUUUAG
Owenia fusiformis is the source of this 1073-nucleotide messenger RNA. Lineage: Eukaryota; Metazoa; Annelida; Polychaeta; Sabellida; Oweniidae. The record is from the annotation of a GenBank genome assembly.